This is a messenger RNA of Periophthalmus magnuspinnatus, 4556 nucleotides long. It is a transcript of the gene cdhr2, whose product is annotated as cadherin related family member 2. The record is from RefSeq and is a predicted model, not a curated record. Gene Ontology annotation, cellular component: plasma membrane; catenin complex. Bases 148 to 3993 code for a protein of 1281 amino acids. Gene Ontology annotation, molecular function: cadherin binding; calcium ion binding. The transcript is spliced from 32 exons. Gene Ontology annotation, biological process: homophilic cell-cell adhesion. NCBI's taxonomy places the organism in Eukaryota, Metazoa, Chordata, Actinopteri, Gobiiformes, Gobiidae.
UCGCUUCUGCCAACAGCAGGUCCAUGCCGGUGUUUCAGAGGAGGUGUGGGCGGCCGACUUGCUUUGCCCCGUAAUCACUUGGAGGAACAAGAGCCAAAGGUCUCAAACAGGUAUCAGGAAAAGAGGAGCUCCAAUGUGUCUUCUGAAAUGGCAUUGAUUUCUGUUUGUGUGCUGUUGUUAUGCUGGUCCAGUUUAACAAGUGCAAAUCUGGCUCCUUCAGUUAAUGAGAUCCUUUACCGUGUUUGUGAGGAUGUCCCAGUCGGCGAAAUUGCAUUCAGAAUUCUUGCAACUGAUCCAGACAACGAUCCACUGACCUAUUCAUUAAGUGGGGUUGAUGCCAGUUACUUCAGCAUAUCUUCAGAGCCGUCCGAUGGAACAGUAUAUGUGGCCAGGAGCCUGGACAGAGAGAGAGGGCCGAUGGAUGUGAGUGUCACAGUUCGGGACCCUCAUCAAAGCUGUGUUGGGUGUCCAGUUGAGCUAGUACUUGUGAUAGAUGAUGCAAAUGACAAUAAACCUAUCUUUGAGGAUGCUUCAUAUGAAGCUACAAUCUCAGAGACCGCUGCAAUUGGCUCCACUCUGUUCAGGGUAUUGGCCACUGAUGCUGACACAGGACCGGCUGCAGCUAUCACCUACAGAGUUGAAGAGUCUGUUCCUAGUUCUGGACUGACAGUGUUCACAGUCAACAGCUUGGGUGAUGUCACAGUCAAUGGAAAGCUGAACUACACUUCCUUAAGCACUUACUAUCGGAUCAAAAUCAAUGCAAAGGACGGUGGAGGGAAAUGUUAUGGUGAUGUGACGGUUUAUCAAUCCAGUUCAGUCUUUGCCUUUAUCACAAUUCUGGAUGCACCAGACAUGGAUCCUCUUUUCAUCGGCGCCCCCUACACCAAAUCAGUCGAGGAAAACACACCUAUAGGCGGUUCUGUGUUAACUGUCACAGCUGUUGACCAGGAUACAGGGAUCAAUGAUAAGAUCGAUUACAGCUGGGUUGAGGAAAGUCCGUUGUUUAGUAUAGACGAGAAUGGGCUCAUUGCUGUAAAAAGUGCUAUAGAUCGAGAAGUAAUUGGUGACACAGUGGAUCUGACUGUUAAGGCAACAGAGAGGAACGUGAACAUCAAUGGAGUCCGGGCCACUGCCACCGCCUCGGUGCGCAUCACCAUCACCGAUAUGAACGACAACAGCCCUAAGUUUUACAAAUGCACAGACGAGUGUGUCCCCACCACCAGCUUCUCAGGAGACGUGAAGGAGCACUCACUAGGAGCUGUUCCCAUCGGCAUGACCGUAAAGGACGCAGAUAAGAUUGUUGAAACUGAACUCUCUCUGGAUGGAGACUAUAAAGACACGUUCACAGUGGAGCCGGCUGUGGCCUUUUCCGACAGCAUCGUGCAGCUGAUUGUUAAAAACUCUGAAGACCUGGACUAUGAAAAAAUACAGCAAAUAUCUUUAAAGGUUAUAGCUGUGGACAAACUAAACCCCGCCUUUCGCGCCACUGCAGAUGUUACCAUCAACAUCCUCGACAUCAACGACCACAACCCCACCUUCACCAAUGACACGUAUUACGCCAAAAUCCCCGAACACGUGGAUAAUGGGACCACAGUGAUCACCAUCACUGCAAUAGACCCCGAUUCAAUGGACCAGGGCAAGAUCACCUAUAGACUUCUACCUACGAGCAUACUGGGGGUCUUUGAUGUGGAACUAACCACCGGAAGGGUCUAUGUGAAAAAUGGCGCUCUCUUGGACCGUGAAUCCAGAGCGUUGUAUUCAGUGACCCUCCAAGCCCAAGACUCAGACCUCAAACCGGGAAGCACCGUCCUCGACAUCACCAUUACGGACAUCAACGAUCAUCCUCCUGUGCCCAACAGAGGUACCUACCAGGAGGUUGUGCCAGAGGGACAAAAACUGGAAAACGUCAAAAUUGAGGCCACAGACAACGACGAGCACGGCACACCAAACAGCGAGCUUGUUUUUACCAUUGAGCCCGGCCCCUUCAGUGAUGACUUUACCAUUGACGCAAAAACCGGAGUCCUGUCCAGCAAAGAGCCUCUGGACCGGGAGAGCAUCGACCCAGCUCAGAACGGGAAAAUCGAACUCAAAGUAAAGAUUUCAGACAAGGGUGUGCCUCCUCUGUCUGCUGAGGUCAAUGUCAUCAUCAACGUGCAGGAUAUCAAUGAUAACAAGCCAGUUUUUCAGAGAACCUCCUAUAGGUUCAGUGUGAAAGAAAGUGAAAAAGGUAUCUUUGUUGGCUCUGUUUACGCUACAGACGACGACCAAACAGAUGAGUUUAACCGCAUCUCCUUCAGCAUUAUCAGUGGUGCAUUAGGCAGUUUCACCAUCCGCAGUGCCCGAAAAGAACCAGGAUACAACGGCAACAUCAACGUGGACCUGGACACCGAGCUGGACUACGAGACCCAAAAAAGCUACAAUCUUGAAGUCGAGGCGGCAGAUUUUGGCCAAGAAAAAGCUAAUGUUAUUGUGGAGGUUAUUGUGGUUGAUGUGAACGACGAGAGACCUGAGUUUCAACCAAUAGUAACAUCAGUUAAUGUCAAGGAGAACAGCAAGGAAACAUGGCCUAUUGGGGACUUUUCUGCUGUGGAUAAAGAUGGAAACCACUCCCUAGUUUAUGAACAGGUGUCAGUCGAAUGCAGGUGUGCUAGGGAGUCCGUGCCGUGUAACUGGUUUGUUGUGGAGAGGAAUGGUUCUGUCAUAAUCAACCCGGAAGCUCACAUCGACUACGAGUCCUGCGACCAGGUCACAGUGGAAGCUAAUGUGGUGGACGAAUAUACAGAGAAGGGAGAAAACAGCAGUGCGACACCAGGGACGAUGGUGAUCAAUAUUUUGGAUAUGAAUGACAACCAUCCAGAGUUCAUGUACUCUGGUUCAGUGUUUGUUUUGGUGUCUGAAAGUGCAAGCAAGGGGACAUCAGUUGCUGGAGUCAGCGCUACAGACAGGGACAGUGGAGCAAAUGGACAGAUUGAUUUCCAGGUUUCAAAAGUCGAAUUCGAAGACCUGAAUGGUAGAAUAAAGGACGCAGGGAUGCUGUUUGAAGCCAUCACAACACAACAGAAAGACCUUUUUGUUGGAAUUAUUCAAUCGACUCAGAAGCUGGAUACGACAUUACAAGGAAAAUAUUUGGUGACAGUUGUGGCGAAAGACAAUGGAGGCCUCACCAACACCACUGUUCUCGAUAUCUUCAUUAUCGAUGAGACCUACAAGAUUCAACUUCGGUUUGCUACUCCCAAGUCAGAGGUUGAAGCUAAAGAAUCAGAAAUUAUCAAAGAUCUUACUUUUGCUACUAAAGCUGCUGUUCGAGUGGUUGCAUUAAAAGAAAGCGCCUCUGAAACUGCCAAGGCCACAAUUAUUACCAUCAUGGAGGCCUAUUUCGUCUACGGAAAUGGGACGGCGCUCCAAUCCCAAACUCUGGAGAAAAUACUGUCUGAGCCUAAUAAUUAUAUGACUCUGUCACAGUAUGGACUCAUUUACGUUGGCGUUGUGGAUCCAGGGGAGCCUCCAGUCAACACUGGCCUCUACGUCCUGUUUGGGGCAGUUGGAGCUCUCAUCAUUGUGACUGCUGUCCUCACCACGUCUCUGCUGUGCACUCGCAGAAACUACAGGAGGAAACUCAAAGCAGCCAAUGCGAUGAAGUCUGCCUCAGGGAUGUCUGAAAACCAAAGAGGAGGUCCGGUGGUCCCGGGCACCAACCUGUACACCAUGGAGGGAGCCAACCCUGUGCUCAACUUGAACAUCGACGCUACACUGGACAUGGGUGAAGACAGUGAUGUGGACAAAGUCAGCCUGAAUUCUCUGGACAAUAGCGAUGUCGGCACUGAGUUUGAGAAAGACACAAAGCCCAUUGUGAAGAUCCAGGAUGAGGACAAAGAUGGCCCACCUAAGUACAUCGAGAACUUGGAUGCUGCUUUAGCCCAGCGGGACAACAAGAUGACCACCAACCCUCUUCUUGGUGAUGACAAUCCCAUAUUUGACACCACAGACCUGUGAGGGGGAUGUCAAAAAACUGAGAACCAGCAUUUAAUUUGUUGAGACUGAAAGCCUUUAAAAGGUAGAAUUUCCUGGGAUGAAAUGACCACAGGGAUUGCUCUGUGAUGAGUCGCAUUUUUUGUAAUCCAGCGUUCAUUUUGGCCGCACUAAAUCAAAGAUGGCGAUGAUCUCAAAAAUAGUUGUUCUACAUUUCAUAAUCUCAUAAUGUCUCAGGAAAAAUAGGCAAACCCAUAAUGUCUGUAAAGUUUACUCACACACAAUCUCCAAAUCAAACUGGAAGAUGUCCUUCCCUAAAAACAUAUUUAUUUUAACUUGCAAACAGAAAAUAUUGUUGCACAAACUAUUUUAUUUGAGAAACAUAAUGAUGUUUGCUACUUUGAAAAAUGCAAUAAAAAACAGAGCUUUUAUGUAUAAAUGUGUAACGGCUGUAUGGUUCAGCCUGAUCCGUGUGAAUACAGCUGAUGCUUUAAAUAAUGUGUUGUCCAUGCAUAUGUGAUUUAUAUAAAAAUCAAAAUAUUAAAAUUGUGUACAUUCUGCACAGUAAUAAACCAAUGUACCAACAA